AUGAGCGCCCGCAGCGCUGUCCGAGUCGAGGUCGAUGGGCCCGAGGUGAAGGCCAAGCCUGCGAAGCGGUCGCCCCUGAGCGCGCUCUCGGUGAGCGACGUGAGCAACCAGGCCAAGCGGCCGCGCCUCGAGGACGCGCCGGUGAGCCCUGCCGUGAGCGAGCCCGCCAUUGACGACGACGACGACGAGCGCCCCGACGAGGUCAAUGCAGCCUGGCUCGACAUGUGCUACGCGCUUUUGGCUCGGAAACGUGGCAUGAAAGGGCUGCCGGCGGCCAAGCUCCCGGUGCUUGCCAUCUCGACGGUCGCGAUCGAGCGGCCCGCCAUGGCAUUGUCAGCAGCCGACAUCGGGCCCGAGUCGCGGGAAGCAGACAUUGAAGUGCUUGCUGAGCAGCUGCACAAGGAGAGCCAUGCCUCGACGACGUGCUGCGGGUGCAAGACGGGCUGUCUCAAGCUGUAUUGCCGAUGCUUUCUCACAAAAGGCUUUUGUACACCGCAAUGCGGCUGUACGAGCUGUAUGAACACACGAACAUCGACCGAUCGCCUCAGCGCGAUUACAGCCCAUUUGAAAAACAACAUCCACGCCUUCCGAUCCUCGACGGCGCCGGCGACCAUGAGCCAUGGGAAGCUCGGGCCCGCGCCGUCGGCCUCGAUCCGCCACCAGUUUAUUCCGCUCGUUCCAAACGUCGGUGCGAACGCGAUCACGUGUCGCUGUAAAAAGUCCAAGUGCUCAAAAAAGUACUGCGACUGCUACCAAGCCGGCGUGCCGUGCGGCCCCAAGUGCCAAUGCCGCGACUGCUGCAACCAUACGCCGCAGGAAACCAAUGUCAAGCAAGUCCUCUACGCGCACGACACGAUCAAGGUGCUCGUGACGCGCAAGCCACGGCAAAACACCAUCACCAAGUCGGUGCGAGUACAACUCUAA
This is a messenger RNA of Saprolegnia diclina VS20, 924 nucleotides long. RefSeq lists its product as hypothetical. The coding region runs from base 1 to 924 and encodes 307 amino acids. Gene Ontology annotation, cellular component: nucleus. NCBI's taxonomy places the organism in Eukaryota, Oomycota, Saprolegniomycetes, Saprolegniales, Saprolegniaceae. Gene Ontology annotation, biological process: regulation of DNA-templated transcription. The record is from RefSeq and is a predicted model, not a curated record. The transcript has 3 exons.